Mesoplodon densirostris (Blainville's beaked whale) is the source of this 895-nucleotide messenger RNA. It is a transcript of the gene EBPL, whose product is annotated as EBP like. Gene Ontology annotation, molecular function: cholestenol delta-isomerase activity. The transcript is spliced from 4 exons. The coding region runs from base 18 to 638 and encodes 206 amino acids. Lineage: Eukaryota; Metazoa; Chordata; Mammalia; Artiodactyla; Ziphiidae. Gene Ontology annotation, cellular component: endoplasmic reticulum; membrane. Gene Ontology annotation, biological process: sterol metabolic process. The record is from RefSeq and is a predicted model, not a curated record.
CGCCGGGAGCAGGAAGCAUGCGCGGCGGCUGGGAGCUGGGCGACGCGGCCGGAGGCCCGCUGCUGCUGUGCGCCGCGCUGCUGUCCGUGGGCUGCGCACUGGGUCUGCGCCUGGGCCGCGGGCUGGGGGCUGCGGACCGCGGGGCGCUAGCCUGGCUCUGCUUCGACGCCUUGGUACACUUCGCACUGGAAGGCCCUUUUGUCUACUUGUCUUUGGUAGGAAACAUCACAGAUUCUGAUGCCUUGAUCGCUUCAUUGUGGAAAGAAUACGGCAAAGCUGAUGCAAGAUGGCUUUAUUUGGAUCCAACCAUUGUGUCUGUGGAAAUUCUGACUGUAGUUCUGGGUGGGUUUCUGGCACUGGUUCUCAUUUAUGCCAUCGUCAGAGAGGAACAUUAUCGGCAUUUCAUACAGAUCACCCUGUGUGUGUGUGAAUUGUAUGGCGGGUGGAUGACCUUCUGCCCAGACUGGCUUAUGGGAAGCCCCAACCUCAACACCAACAAUUGGCUCUACUUUUGGGUCUAUCUGGUAUUUUUCAAUGGUGUUUGGGUUCUGAUCCCAGGACUGUUACUGUGGCAGUCAUGGGUAGAACUCAAGAAAAUGCAUCACAAAGGAUUCAAUUCAGGCAAAAAGUUUCAGUGAAUUUUCAAAAUCAUAAACACCAUCAGCGUGCUUUGAGCCAGAAUGAAUCAGACCUGUUUGUUGGGCCAAAAUGUAAUACAUUCCAGUCUAUACUUUUCUUUUAUAUUGUCAUUCUUGAACAACCUAAUUGCUUUCAAUUGAAUCAAUUUCAAAUGGACUGUAAGGUUGACAAGUUUUGGCUGUUGUUUUUUCCAGUUAAAUGGCAAUACCGGGAACAGAGAAUAAAUUUUAACUUGUAAUAAUAACACAUUUAAUUA